Rotaria sp. Silwood2 is the source of this 474-nucleotide messenger RNA. The record is from the annotation of a GenBank genome assembly. NCBI's taxonomy places the organism in Eukaryota, Metazoa, Rotifera, Eurotatoria, Philodinida, Philodinidae.
AUGAGUAAUACACGAGGAAAAGCCCUCUCGAAAGUUUUGCAACUUUCUCGCGCCUUCUCCUAUCGCCCCCUGUCACCAUCCGCACAUUUACACAAGUCAUCUGAACCAUCAUUAGGUACUAUACGAUUCACAACAUCAACGCCAUUUCUAAUUUAUUAUUAUUUAGUUUCAGCAAUAGAUGAAACAUUUAAUGAAACAAGUACAGUAAAUAAUCCAACUUUUCACUCAAUGCCUUCCUCUAACGACCCCAAUCGUGAAUAUAAACAAGAUCCACUACCUCAAUCUAUUGGUUUAGAUCAACCAGAAUUAUCUCACAUUGAACAUGGAAAUCAAUCAUUUGUUGAUGGAAAUCGUCCAGUUAAUAAAGAUACACUUGCUGAAUCAAUUAGUUUCACUCAUCGAGAAUAUUCUCAUGUUCAACAUACAAAUGAAUUAUUUGUUGGUGAAAAUCGUCCAGUUGAUAAAGUAAUUUAA